Molecule: messenger RNA, 3507 nt
Organism: Carassius auratus (goldfish)
Lineage: Eukaryota; Metazoa; Chordata; Actinopteri; Cypriniformes; Cyprinidae
Gene: rps6kl1
Product: ribosomal protein S6 kinase-like 1
Exons: 12
Coding region: 650-2797 (715 amino acids)
Biological process (GO): protein phosphorylation
Molecular function (GO): protein kinase activity; ATP binding
Source: RefSeq, a predicted model, not a curated record
UAUAUAAUAUAUAGGCCCAUUAGUGCUAGUGACGCGUGCUGAAUAAUCACCGCUCUGUCAUUUAGGCUCUUCUCUUGCAUAAAGCUACCGUUUAGUAACGUUACAAUAUGUGCAGUGUAAGAUCAUCAUGUUCUCUUCGCCGUAAAAUAACAGGCUGGGUCAGGCGUGACGUCACCGGCUUCGUGCGUUCAACAUCACUGCGUUCCUGCUGUGCGUCUGAUCUAUUAUCUAUAUGCAAACUAACUGAACCUUUAAUACCACACAAAAAACAGCAGUUAUUCAAAUGCAUGUGGGAUCACCUUGAGAAAGACGACUCUUUCAGUUGUUUUUCAGCUGUUUAAUAUGUCUAUCAUGUUUGGAUGACUGUGUCUCAAGCUUAAUUGUAAAAGCUUUGUCCGCACUGGAGGCCUGUGAGAGACAUUGAUCAGAUGGAAACACUGAAUCACAUGGAUAUUUUAUGUGACAGAUCUCAGGGGCAAAGGUGGAUACUGGCCUCGCUUCACAUGUGUGUGCAUUCAGGAGAGACGGACGCCUGCUGGGAGCGUCUUUAAUAACCAGAGAUGUGCCACUUAACAAGUGAUUUCACAACUACAGAUCCGACACCUGGCUCUGGUUCCUGUGGAUGCCUGUCCUCUCCAGCUGACUGAAUAUGGCAAAGAAAGACUAUCUGCUAGAUGCAGCCCAACAGAUUCGAAUGGCACUGGACCGAGAAGUCAAUGAAGACUAUGAGGCGGCAUUCAGCUACUAUAAGAAUGGGGUUGAUCUGCUGCUCAAUGGAGUUCAAGUGGAUCCAAAUAAAGAGAGACGUGAAGCCGUGAAACGGAAGACCACUCAAUAUCUGAAGAGAGCCGAGGAGAUCUUCAUCUCUUACUUACAGGACAACAUUGCUAAAGGAUCCACUCAUUUAGGAGGUUAUAGUAGCUUGCGCUUUCGAUCAAUCAGACAUCUAAGUUCACCAGUGGAGAAUCUAGCAAAGUGCAAAGUCGUUGGAAUCAUUGAUAAGGUACUGACGGUUGAAAGUCUGACAAGCAAGGAGACAUUUAUCGUUAAGAGUUUACCAAAGUCGAGCUGGGAGAGUCGUGAGAGGUCAACCAUCAUUCCUCAGGGAGUGCCCUUCAUGGUGAAGCUGCUAAAAUAUUACGUCAGUGAAGACACUGUGUUCCUUCAUCUAGAACAUAUUCAAGGUGGAAGACUCUUUUCCAGACUCCACAGGGUCAGAAGUGAAGCAGUCAGGGAGCAUCCAGAGUGCUUCAGCCCCAACCAGCACAAAAUCUAUCUGAAGAAUAGCUACACCCUCCCUGCUCUCCGUCAGGAGAUUUACCUCAAUGAGAAUUAUGGGAGAAUUAAACCUCUUGAGAGUACAGGCAGCCCAACUAAACAUUGUCUUGAGAACUGUACAACUCACUCCUACUGUGAAGAUUCAGGACACCAACAGGGGGGUUCUCUAGGUUUGUAUGCAACAAGGACAGAUAAUGAGCUUCCUUCUGUUGGUCUGCCCAAUGGUCUCAAGUCUUUAACUCAGGAUAAUAUUCCUCUUCCCAUUCAUCCCUGUGUGAUUGUGGACACCCGGGAUCCUCUUGAUGUCACUUCGGACCUUCUAGGAAAUGAUGUUCGCAUUGAGCGCAUUGACUCCUGCAUAGAUCUGAACAAAGCUUGGAAUGCUUUGGAACCUGCUCAGGACUGUCUGAGUUUCACAGUACCAGAAUCAAACUCAGAUAUUCUAGGAUUCAGCAUUGCAUCUCAGAUUACUACAGCCUCUUUAUUCGGUGAAAAUGCACAACCAACCCUUUGCAGCACGGUUGAUGUUCUUCCACAGAGAGUGCGAAUAGUUCCCAACACGUCACAUUUACCUCCACAAAACCAAGCAUGUGAUGGAUUUCCUCAAAAACAAGGUGUCACUAGCUGUAAACACAGUGGAAAUGAACAGAUUUCACAGUUCAUGGCUGAACUGAGCAAAGUCAGUUCGCAUCGCAAUCCAUUUGAAUGUACACCUCAAAAACAAGAAAGUAUCUCUUUAGACUUUACAAAGAUGACUUCUCGGGUAAACACUGUUGAAAUGGUGAGGGAGGUUGGGAAUGAGGACAUGGAGAACUGGCAGUUCUUCAAAUCUUCAUCUAAACAACCACAAGUUGGCAUGAUCUCCCGCCUGUCAGCACCUACCACAAACAGUUCCUGUUGGAGUGAGACUGAACUAGAGCAGAAGGUAAAGGUGGACGGCUUGGGCCAUCACCCCCAAAUUAAGGUCAAGAACUUCAGUGCCAAAUCGAAGUGGGGUAGAUGGGGACUCCCUGAGGAUGAGGUGCGACUGUGGGGGGCUCAGAUUCUGUUAGCUUUGGAAAGUCUUCAUGAGCAGGGCAUUGUGUGCCAGGACCUCAACCCACGAAAUAUUCUACUCCGUAAUUCUGGGGAGGCAUGUCUUACGUACUUUGGACUGUGGACAGAAGUUCAGCCCGAAAUUAACCCAAAAGCAAUGGAAGAGAUGUACUGUGCACCAGAAAUUGGAGGUGCGUCGAAAAUCACUGAGGCGUGUGAUUGGUGGAGUCUUGGAGCUUUACUAUAUGAGCUUCUUACUGGCACGCCCCUGUGGCAGUGCCACCCUACAGGCGUUCAGCCUCAUACUCCGCUCCAUAUCCCAGAGUUCCUCAGCACUGCAGCCGCUUCGCUUCUCACAGAGCUGCUCCAGUUUGAUGCGUGUUAUCGUCUGGGAUCAGGAGGCGGUGGAGUGAGCGACAUCAAGUGUCAUCCCUUCUUUAACUCCAUCCCGUGGCUUACACUCGACAGUUCACUGACGCCGUAGUGCCUUCUGAAAGUAUUCAUCCCCUCCGUUUGUUUCUGCCUGCCACACCUCCAGAUAUUAAAGACGAGCACAGGUUUUCAUUCUGAGUCUGAAUUUCCCCUCUUUUUUUUUUCAAGAGCACAUUUAUGAAUGUUUACCACCCUGAAAAUAUUUCACAAUGUUGUGAAUCUUUAUUUGGCCGUAAUGCAUAAUCCAUAAUAUGUUAAUCCGAACACGAACUAAGAGUUUUUUUGAAAGUGCAGAUAUCAAUAUUUCAUUUUCAGCAUCACUUGUGGAAGUGUAAAACAACUAUAUUUUAAUUUGAUGGGCAGAAACAAUGAAAGUGGGUGAAUCUUUCGAGAAGCUCUGAAAGAUCACAGAGUUAAAAAGUCCCAAAGACCUCUGGACAGGAGGAUCUGUGGUUCAUUGUUGUGCUAUUACCACCAUCUGGUGGCAGCAGGAGUAAUUUCUCCACAUCAGCAGUUUUCUACAUGCUUGCAGUUAAAUCAGUUGUCUUCAAAUGUCUGGAAAAUGAAGUUCUUUGUCCCAGUUUUCCUCACUUCGUACAGAAAUUGACCUGCAUGAAGCUGCAGAAAGCAGACGGGUCGAUCGGCGCACAUUUGGGGCAUUAUUACUUUGCACAAAUGCAAUAUUAAUGAACACCAGUCAUGUGUUCUGUCAUCUCCAUUUCUUAUGCAUUUGCAUUUAAUAAAAUCACUCAUUUCUUACUA